Esox lucius (northern pike) is the source of this 2361-nucleotide messenger RNA. It is a transcript of the gene gpc4, whose product is annotated as glypican 4. Gene Ontology annotation, cellular component: synapse; cell surface; extracellular region. The coding region runs from base 585 to 2258 and encodes 557 amino acids. Gene Ontology annotation, biological process: regulation of signal transduction; cell migration; regulation of protein localization to membrane. NCBI's taxonomy places the organism in Eukaryota, Metazoa, Chordata, Actinopteri, Esociformes, Esocidae. The record is from RefSeq and is a predicted model, not a curated record. The transcript has 9 exons.
GCUAUGCGCUUUAGCCUCUGGAUUUUAGGACGCACAGAGUAGGGUAUAGCCUAGUGUCCCGUCAGGAGCCACAGCGCGCUGAAGAUUGCAAAAAAGAUUUGGUCAACUUUUGGAGAUAGAAAAAAAAAAUACCCGUCAUUGUCUUUCGUUGGAACCAAAGUCGAGGUGGAUGAAACUUAAAUAAGCUUGGCAGUUUGGUUGCCCAUUUUACAAAAGUUUUAAGUAUUUAGAAAGCAAUGUUUUGUUGCCUGCGCUGUGUUUCUGUGAGAGGUUCUGGGCAUCGAAAUACAUUCUGAAAAAAGCUACUCUUGAAAAGGAACAUUUGUUUUUGUACCUUUUCUGUUUUAUUAUAGCCUCGAUUUUAACAAGGUGAGAAGAGCGCUGGUUCAAGUUAGCUAGUCAACCAACUUGCUAACGUUUAAAGCUUUAGUAGCUUAGCCUCCGACGUGCAUGUAACUCAGGGUCUCCAUGAGGAAAUCCAACGUGCGAGGUGAAACUCUCCUAGUAAUAUAACUCAGCGCCUUUCCCGUUUUUUGUGUUGCACAUUUAUUUUGUUUGACUUUUAUUUAACCAGCUCAACGAACAUGAUGUUCGUGUUCUCCACUGUUUACACAUUGGCCGUACUUUUUCUUUCGACGAAGGCUGAGCCGAAGUCGAAAAGUUGCAUUGAAGUUAGAGCUGCUUACAGUUCCAAAGGCUUCAACGUCAAUGAUGUUCCCAACAAAGGGGUACACGGAGCGCACCUGAAGGUGUGUCCCCAGGGCUACUCCUGUUGUACCCUGGAGAUGGAGGAGAAGCUGAGCCAGCAGAGCCACUCUGACCUGAAGGCUCCCGUCUCCCAGCUGAGCUACAACUUACAGAGCACCUUCAAACAGAGGCACAGCCACUUUGACCAGUUUUUCCGUGAGUUGCUGGACAACGCGGAGCGCUCGCUCAACGACAUGUUUGUGCGCACGUAUGGCCUGAUGUACGUUCAGAAUGCAGAGUUAUUCAAGCACUUCUUUCAGGAGCUUAAGCGCUACUACAUGUCUGGCAGUGGGGCGGUCAACUUGGACUCCAUGCUGUCUGAAUUCUGGGAGGACCUCCUGGAGAGGAUGUUCCGAUUGGUCAACGUACAGUAUGAGUUCAGCGAUGCCUACAUGGAGUGUGUCAGUCGGCACACGGAGCAGCUGAAGCCGUUCGGCGAUGUUCCGCGCAAGCUCCGCCUCCAGCUGACACGUGCCUUUGUGGCGGCGCGCGCCUUCACCCGAGGCCUGGCACUCAUUCCCGAUGUGGUCAGCAAAGUGUCCACGGUCAGUGCCUCCCCUAGUUGUGUGCGCGCAGCCAUGAAAAUGAUGUACUGUCCCUACUGCUCUGGCCAGGUGGCCCUGAAGCCUUGUCAGAACUACUGUAUCAACGUGAUGCGAGGCUGUCUGGCCAACCAGGCCGACCUCGAUACCGAGUGGAACAACUUCCUGGAUGCCAUGUUAAGUCUGGCUGAGAGACUGGAGGGACCCUUCAACUUUGAGUCUGUCAUGGACCCGAUUGACGUCAAGAUCUCUGAGGCCAUCAUGAACAUGCAGGAGAACAGCAUGCAGGUUUCACAGAAGGUGUUCCAAGGGUGUGGUCAGCCUAAACCAGGAAAAGGCACCCGGUCAGGUCGCUCCGUAAAGGAAACUGGCUUCACCGGUCGCUUCCGUCCCUACAGCCCUGACGCACGGCCCACCACUGCUGCAGGCACCAGCCUGGACCGACUGACAACAGAUGUGAAAAAGAAGCUGAAGAAUGCAAAGAAGUUCUGGUCCACUCUGCCUGAAACCGUGUGCGCUGGGGAGAGGAUUGCAGGUGGAGAUGACUGUUGGAAUGGAACAGCGAAGAGCAGGUACGAGUCUGUUGUCAUGGGCAGUGGAUUGGCCAAUCAGGUAUCAAACCCAGAUGUGGAAGUAGACAUCACAAAGCCAGAUGGGGUGAUUCGUAGUCAGAUCGCAGCGUUGAAGGAAGUGACCGGCUGGCUGAAGGCUGCGCACAGCGGCAACGAAAUCUUUGUAGACCCAGGUGAAGAUGAUGAAGACGGCAGUGGACGAGAGGAGAGCGGCAGCGGCUGUGACUCGCCAUCCUGUGACCAGGAUAUUUACUUCUCCACCCCGCCCACCCACGUCAACCCCCGUUUGGUGGUGUUUCCCAAGGAUACAGCCGGCGGCGCCCGCGUGACCCGUGGCAGCGCAGCGCUGGCACUAUGUGGGCUCACCCUGGCCCUGCUCGCCCCUCACUGGAGAUAAAACCACAGGGAGGACGGAAGACGGACAGAGAGAAGGGGGAAAAACUCUCAGAGACUUUCAAAAAGACUGCCUUCAGGACCUCGGCCUGCUCGCCAUCAUUCGG